AUGGGACUUGUAGGCUCCCUUGCCAAUAAAUGUCAGAUGGCAAACCAGUCCAAGCUCUUUUACCAGAAUAUUAUUGGCUUGUACAUGUGGUGGAGUUUUUGGCUCUUGGCAGAUUCUAGACCCCACAGUCUUAGUCAGUCAGUCUCCCAGGACAUUUUCAGUCAAUUAUUUUCUUUCUUGCAGCAUCUGGAAGCCCAGGCCAGCAUAAUCAUCCACCCGGGCUCACGGUAUCUCCGCCUAGGUCGUCCCUCUGACUCAGUGCCUCACACCGUCCUUCAUGCCAUCGCUCGCAAGAGGAAAAAGGGACUGCCGGUGUAUAGUGAUGCUUUUCUCAUUCCUCAGGCUAAGUUGGACAGAGAAGCUGUGCAAGAGCUAGAGGAAUGUCGUUUGAAGGUGAGCCACAUUCUGCAGUCUUCCUUAAUGUCUGACGGAUCGCGGAGAUUCGCCACACCGCCACAGCAGAUUGCAGCAUACAAUAAGCGCUUGCAACCCGUACAGGAGGAAACGGCCGAACCUUCCCCGCCCUGGGUCCACAGCGACAAGGAGUUUAUUGUUGGUGAUGAGAUCCUUUCCCUCCAUCCUUCGGAGGAGUACAACAUCCACUUCCCCCUUGUCCGCGGAGACCUGAACAUUCACAAGGGCUUAGGGGGCUCGAUCAGCGCAGUCCUGGCCGACUUGGAGACGAUUUGGGGACACUGCAUCUCCACUGUCCUCAAUGUGCCUAUCAAAGAUCUAAAGUUCUAUCGCGCUGUGCUCCUUAUCCCAGACAUAUACAACCGGGACUACGUCAAGAAACUCACCAACCUGCUACUCAACGGCCUAGGCUUCGGUGGAUGCUUUGUCCUGCAGGAUCACGUAGCGGCAACUUUCGGUGCAGGCCUUGGCUAUGCAUGUGUGGUGGACGUUGGCGACCAGAAGACCUCCGUGUCAUGUGUGGAGGAUGCCAUUUCACACCCUGCUACCAGAUUGAGAAUAGACUACGGAGGAGCGGACGUGACGCAGGUGUUCCACUGGCUGCUCAAGAAGAGUGGGUUUCCGCAUCAGGUCAACCCGGCCAAUAAGCUCGAUGCCAUGCUGCUGAGCAAGCUGAAGCACGAGUUUUGCCAUGUCAAUCUGAACGUAUGUGGUGCCCAGGAGAAGAAGUUCACCGUGCACACUCCUGGAAAAAUGCCCAUCUCCUACACCAUUCAGAUGGGUGAUGAGCUGAUCGUGGCGGCUCUGAGCCUUUUCUAUGCCGACUUGCUCAAGAUUACUGGGCCUAAGAUGAUGCACACACAGAAGCCUAAUGUGGGUGAUCCAGACGACCCCUUUGACGAGAAUUACCUGCGAGAGACGAGUCACUUGAUCUGUGGGGUGUGGCAGUAUGCCACUGUGAGCCGGGGUCACCUUGUUGCCAUUAAUCUGAAGAGCGUAGAGUUUUUAGAAAUUUUCUUAACCUGUCAAGAAGAGGAGGAAGAGAAGCUGCCGAGGCCAUGGACGUUGGGGGGGGGAGACGCAGGGGACGGAGGAGACGAGGACAUCGUGGUGGACGACCAGCCCCUCCCCCCCUCGCAGAUUCCCUCCUCCUCGUCGGCGCGAAACGACUCCCUCGCCUUCAACUCUAACGAGAAGCUGCUGUCGCUGGAGCAGGCCAUUUUGACGAGCAUAGACAGAUGCCAAAGUGACGAGAUGAAGAGGAAGAUGUACAGCAGCAUCUUGAUGGUGGGGGGAGGAGCCAAGUUCGAGAGCCUCGGCAAGUGGCUGCAGAGUCGACUCUUGUUACAGAUUCCUGUUGCAUAUCGUCCAGAACAAAUCGAGAUUAUAACCCGCGCGAAGGACAUGGAUCCGUGCAUGACGGCGUGGAAAGGCGCCGCGCUCAUGACCUGUCUGGAAGGUAGUAACGAGCUGUGGAUCCAGCAGGCGGAGUGGAACAAGCAUGGGGUCAAGAUCCUUCGGGAGAAGUGCCCUUUCAUAUGGUAGCCAGUUGAGGGGUGGGUGUGCGUAUGUGUGCGUAUGUUUGCGUAUGUGUGUUUGUGAAUCAAGUGUAAGUUAAAGUAAGUGAUAAAGUGAUAAAAUAUUGGUUUUAU
Molecule: messenger RNA, 2066 nt
Organism: Penaeus chinensis
Lineage: Eukaryota; Metazoa; Arthropoda; Malacostraca; Decapoda; Penaeidae
Gene: Arp8
Product: actin-related protein 8-like
Exons: 12
Coding region: 1-1959 (652 amino acids)
Biological process (GO): double-strand break repair; regulation of DNA-templated transcription
Cellular component (GO): Ino80 complex
Source: RefSeq, a predicted model, not a curated record